GAAGAGUCGAGCUUGUGAUCACGAGCAAGAUGGCACCCCCGAAGUACGCCCAGACUCCUGUAAACCCUAACGCGCCGGCGCAGCCGACGUUCACGUGGUACAGGGUUCUAGCGGUAAUCGUCGUCGUCGUUGCGUCAACGCAAACGGGCUUCACCAACACCUUCAUCGGAAAAGCUGUUGUCAACUUCGCCAACUGCGUCGCGUACGACCAAAAGCAAACCAUGGGGGGCUGCCUGAGCAACGUGAUCGGCGAGAUCUUCGGGACUAACAAGGCUUCGGGGUCGUCACAGCACGCGCCCGUCACAGGGACAGCGCCAAAUCAUGGGAGCACGGGAGUGCACCCACCGGACAACCUCCCGAACAAGGUGUUCGACGAGCACGACAGGCCGCAGCAUCACUAUGAUGAACAUGGGGCACGGAUCUUUCCCGACGCGAUACUACACAGGGAAGAGGCCGAUUACCAGGCUAAGCUCCGGUCAUCUAAGCUCGCGGAGUCCCAGAAGGCGUACCAGGCCGGACACAAGGCCAACGCCCAUGAGCUGUCGGUAGAGGGGAAAAAGCACGGACAUUUGAUGGAGGCGGCCAACAAAAAAGCUGCGGAGGCCAUCAUCAAGCCUCAGAACUCCGAAAAAACGGGAGUGCUUGACCUGCACGGCCUGUAUGUAGCGGAGGCUACGGAGGCAACGGCCGCUUUCCUCCACUUUCAGAAGAAUGCCAAGGAGUUCAGGGAGGUGGAGGUCAUCACGGGUGCGGGACACCAUAGCCAAGGGCAUCAGGCUAAGAUCAGGCCAACCAUCGAAAAGCUCAUCAGCAGCAUGGAUCUGCCCUACCAUACCCCACCCCACAACGACGGCGCGUUCAUCGUAGAGAUGUACUCUAACCAAGACCUCGUGGACCAGAUGUAGAAAGAUCUUGUGUUUUCGAUGUAGCAUACGCAUGCGGCGCCUCUCAGCAACUUGUGGUGCAGGUUGCCAAAUGUCUAGAUUUUCGAACGUAUUACGUAGUGGGCGCGCUUGCUCUAAAACCGUGGUAUGCGGUACGCCCUUGUGCGCCCUGUUUCACGUGUGGCGUGUGGCUUGCAGACAGCAGCUUGUAGAUGCACGUUAGCCUAGUCGCUUUUCGACCAGCCUUUUGGCGCACAUUCAUAUUUACUUCUUUGUGUAGGUCCUAGAAUAAAGCUCGUGUUUCUCGUAUGUUCUCCUUUUAGUCAUAGCUUGUUUACGGUCGCGCACAAAGUUUGCGAAAUUUGACCGUUUUCAAUACCCCGGUGUUUCCCCCUUGAGAAUGGCGAAGUGGAACGUUAAAGAACAAAUAUCCCCGGGCAUUGCAACUGCGUGGGAGCUUGGGUCGUGUUUUCGGAUGGCUGCGCCAAGCGUGUCUUCGCAGGAUGAGUGGCGAAGUCAGCGGUUCCGUGUUGUAGGUUCGGUGUUAUACGUGGGCGUGUGAAUACUUUCUCGUGUACAUGAGCGCAGCUUCAUGAGCUCGACCCAUGUGCGCGUCUGCACGUGUUGUUGGAGUUGGAAUGAGUCGAGGAGAUACACAAAGGCUCGACAUUGAUACCAUCGGGUACAGUAUGGUCGAGCGUCCUCUUGCUAAUGUUGAGAACAUCCGUGCCAGUUUGUUUACGAAUGUGUCCAGCGACAAAUAGUACCGCAUAUGAAG
This is a messenger RNA of Ectocarpus sp. CCAP 1310/34, 1662 nucleotides long. The record is from the annotation of a GenBank genome assembly. Lineage: Eukaryota; Phaeophyceae; Ectocarpales; Ectocarpaceae.